Symbiodinium pilosum is the source of this 1002-nucleotide messenger RNA. The record is from the annotation of a GenBank genome assembly. NCBI's taxonomy places the organism in Eukaryota, Dinophyceae, Suessiales, Symbiodiniaceae.
AUGCCAGUGACUGACCGUUUGUCAGAUUGCGAACCGGUGGUGACAAUCAAUCGCUGCAUCAGCUCGAUCUACGCCUACCGCAGCAACGCAGAUGCGCAGAGCAUCCGUGCAGCAGAAACAAAGAUCGGUCGGGCACCUCCCCGCUCGCCAAAUGCCAACGAUGUGGUGUCCGUGACGGUGGAGGACUUUGUGCGCAUGGACGAUGUAGACCGUGCAAUGGCUCACGUUAGAAGCAAAGCCUCUGUGGCCGAGCAGUUCCUGAAGAGUGGCUGGCACAAGCGUGUGCUUCUCCUGACACGUGCCAAGCACCCGUGGGUCACCAUGCAGUACGUGAGCCUGUUCCGCUCACACACAGUCCGUGCCUCGCUGAUCAUAUUGAAGUUGGUGUCAGCGGCGGCUGCCAAUGCACUCUUUUUCAUCAGUGCAGCCACAACGCCGGACUCGGACCCCGACUGCGCACCUCCCCAGAACUUUGCUGAGCGUAUGCUUCGGGCAGGCAUCGUCGGCAUCUUGUCCGCGUGCAUGGGGGACAUCCUAAUUGUCCUCCUAGCCAUGGUGCAGCGUCGCUCUGUGGUCAUCCGCGAGAGCUGGACACUCGAGGCAAAGGACUGGCAACUUAAGCAGUGGCUCUGCAGGAGCUAUCUCUUUUGGAUACUCUGGCUCGCGGAUGUCAGCAUCUCCGUUCUAUACGUUUUUGGUUUCCUGGCCAAUGUAAGCAUGGCGGAUGCAGAGAAAUGGAUGGCCAGCACUGGGAUGAGCCUUCUACAGGAUCUGGUGCUGAAGCCUGUGUAUUUGGCUCUUGCCUACGGGACGCUGGCCAGUCUUGUCCUCUGCGCCAGCCCGAGCAUCGCUGAGAAGGUCAUGCUUCGUUGGAUGCUCUGCGAAGAGACUCCGGAGAAAAGCGCAGACCUUGAGGCAGCAUCGAGGCCUGCAACGGAUUCCUUGCGGCAAGCCUGUACAGCAUCUCAUGACGCCGCCGAAAUCUAUACGGAUUCAAUCUGA